AUGCCUUCUCCACCGGCAACAGAACCAGCAACAGGACCAGCAACAGAACCAGAACCAGCACCAGCACCAGCACCAGCACCAGCACCAGCACCAGCACCAGCACCAGCGCCAGCGCCAGCAUCAUGCGAACGUAGACCGUCGACCACUUCGACUCCAUACGGCGACCUUCUUGCUCGAAUAAUUACCAACCCAUAUGGCGAUCGAAGCACCUCCACCUCCCUCACAGCCGUAAACUCCACUCCCUAUGCGGCGACGGACGCGGACCUGGAACGAGCAUAUUUUUGGGCGGACGAAGUCACUGCUGCGCAGGGUCAACUCCUACCAUGGCCAAGCUAUGGACAUCGAAUGCGAGAGACACUGUUACCCCUGCAGGAAGAACCUGACCUCGACCACUACGACUCGAAUGGGACCGUAGAUACGAUUGACGCCACUGCCAGGACGCUCCCGCAUUUGAUUUGCUUCGGCCAGGCCUUUGGGGAAGUGGGCGCUGUGCGGAACCCGCAGUUCCAUGCUGAGAUGCUCAAUCUGCUCCAUCCUCCGGACUCUUCAGCGGGUCUGCUGCGGCUGGGAUCGUAUUCGAAGUGGCCACAUGCUGACAGUGAGAUCAAUUCAGUACAUGAUGCAAGUUUCAACCUCAAUUCCGACGCAUACGAAAUGCCCUUGGCCGAAAUGAAAGACGCCGUCAUUGGGGUUGAAGCCACAUCCUAUCUCCAAAAUAUGAUUGACGAUCAACCUGCCCACGAACCACUCCUCGCUGCUCUCGGUGGAGACCCGAUAGCUUUGAGAAACCAUAUUGAGAAUGAGUUGGACAUGUGGAAGGCACAUGGCAUGAGACCGGUCUUCGUCUUCGAUGGGCAGUCUGUCGUUGGCAAGGACGAGAUGAACUUGAGAAAUGCUCGGGCAGCACUUGCGAAGACACAAACGGCGUGGGAGUUGUAUAGCAACAACCACCCUGAGGAUGCAGUCAAGGCAUUCGGCGGGGCCAUCCGAGUUCAAAACCUGUACCACAUCCUACAGGAAGCUUUAGUUGCGAGGGGUCUAGAUUUUCAAAUCGCACCUUUCAGUGCCUGUGCUCAGCUGGCGUAUCUGGAUACCCUCGACGAACAAUAUAUUGAUGGUAUUAUGGGUUCGAAAGAACUCCUCCUUUAUAACAUCAAUGAUGCAAUCAUCAGUCCUCCAUCCGUGACCGACUGGGAGAAGGGAUCCUUCCAGGGCAUCAUCAAGUCGGAAUUGAUCGCGAAACUCAACGUUGCUAACCCGGAAAUGUUCGCUGACGCUUUACUAAUGGUUGGCACUUCAUUCUUGCCGCCAUUCCCACCUCUCCAAGUCGAUAGUAUCAUCUCUCACCAGCCAUAUACCCUUACCGAUGCCAUUAAUCUCCUCAGAACCUCCGAUCGAUCGGUCACGAACACAUGCAACGCUUUCCAGGAUAUCCUAGAGAAGCGAGAUCCGGAAUGGCUGAAGAAAUACCGGAAGGCAAAAUUGAGCGUCAAGCACUGCUGCACGGUUAGCGAGGAUGGAUUCGUCUCUAUUCGGGACCACGACGGUCUCACUAGCGACAACGCAGACUACCUUGGCUUGCAAAUGCCUUCCGAACUGUACCACUACCUGUCGAAAGCUUUGAUCGGCCCUAGAAUCAUGAACUGCUUCGUGCAUCUAAAAUGGAACAUCCUUCCUACUUUGGACGGCGUUAUCUCCGAUGAGUACAAGAAACUUGUCUCGCAAUCGCUUGUUCCUCUGAAGGAAACUACCGCUGCUCUCGUAUCUUCCCGUAUGGCUCGAGCUAUACAAUUCAAGGACAUCGAGAUGUUCUUCUGGUUUGAUGAAACCCUUAAGCAGACUUUAGUCCAUCGCAAUAUGCAACCGCAAGCGAACCAGAAGACCGACUCCUGGGGCGUCAAGGAACCAGAGCUCAAAGAGCAAGAGAAGGCGAUUGGAAUACCAGCCGGCAGCCUGUCGUUCGCAAUCCUCGCAUUACAGUCACCAAAAUUUCCCGCCUCGACUAUUUACAUCCCGACCGGCAAAGAGCACGUCACUGGGAUCGACUCAAAGGUUGAGCUUCAAUCAAAUGUUCUGUGGCGCUUCCUCCAUCUCCGAGGCUACAUCAAUGAUCAGCACGAAUUGACGAAUUGGGGCAAAGCCUUGGCCAUUACACUGAAGGCUGUUGGUCCCACCAUCAAGGCUUACAACGAUAUUCACCACCUUGAAGAAGCAACCUUCCUUGCCUUUGAACUCCUCCGCUUCGACAAUCUCAAUUCGCACCGUCGCCACUCGGAGCUUAUUGGUGGUCCUCUGCGGGGAUCAGAGGAAGAUAAGGCCCACUGCAUUCUAAUUGGACGUACUGCUUGUCUGCUAAAGCUUCGUCACGAGAACUUGGGCUACACCGGACCUCUUAGCAAGAACUUCCUCGCUUUCCACUCCAUCAUCAAGGAGGUUCGGGAAACAGAUAGAGACUUGAUGGAAGGUGUUCUCGCAUCUCUUUUGCUGAAUGGACAAGGAAAGCGCCCUCGAGACGAUCUUGACGGUUUGGGCCGAAGCCUUCCUUUCUCCAAAGAUAUUGACACCAGUCUCGGCAUUGCUGUCAAGACGUAUCUUGACGACUUUUUCAAACUCGAAUGGACCCCCCAAGAGCGCCAAGACAAUAAGUUAGAAUACAUCCGAAAGUAUCUACCACACAGCGUCAACUUCGCAGAGGAUCUCGAAGUUGCCUUCACAUUGUUCGAUGCCGUUUACGAAGGUGUGUCGGCUCUCGGCGACGAGAUCAAUGAGGCGGACAGGAAGGUUUGGGACAGUGCCCAUGCCUACCUGGCCAAGCGGAGAUGA
Molecule: messenger RNA, 2823 nt
Organism: Drepanopeziza brunnea f. sp. 'multigermtubi' MB_m1
Lineage: Eukaryota; Fungi; Ascomycota; Leotiomycetes; Helotiales; Drepanopezizaceae
Source: RefSeq, a predicted model, not a curated record